Molecule: messenger RNA, 303 nt
Organism: Heterobasidion irregulare TC 32-1
Lineage: Eukaryota; Fungi; Basidiomycota; Agaricomycetes; Russulales; Bondarzewiaceae
Exons: 2
Coding region: 1-303 (100 amino acids)
Source: RefSeq, a predicted model, not a curated record
AUGAGCUUUCCAGACAACCUCCUGUACGCCCAAUGGCCUUUGCCCCUGUCCACCUACCCUGGAUGGGUGCCAAAGCCACACAUCGACGGAUUCCAGUAUGCUCCAUUUCCCAACGUGCAUCCGAGGCAUCAUCAGAUGCCAAUCAAUUACAUGGUAAAGAGCUGGCACUGUUCAGGGCAAUUCCCUGAUGACACCGAGUUCGGAUCCGUGGCCUCCAGCAGUGCGGGUUACGCGCAGGCCUGCCUCGACACUCCGAUGACUCCUGUUGGAAUGUACAGUCAGUUGGACUUCACCGCGUUGUGA